UUGGUGACGUUACCGUCAUUGACAAAGGUCACCGUAAAGGGUGACCGAUACGAAUAUUGUCGGCAAAAAAUUACUGUAAUUUAUUCCAAGGAUUACUUAUUAGCUGCAGUCGGUGACAGUGUUCCAGAGUGUGUGGACGCCAAAUUAUAAAUUUGUAAAAAUGGGAUCCCGUUUCCAAGUUGUCGAACAAGGUCCUCCAAUCGAGGUCUUUUUGUUAAAUAAACUUUUUACCGACGAUACGUAUCAAAAUAAAGUCAAUUUAGGUGUCGGCGCAUACAGAGAUGAAAAUGGCAAACCAUGGGUGCUGCCAGUUGUACGCAAAAUGGAAAAGAAAAUGUCAGAAGACCCAACCCUUCUUCAUGAGUACCUGCCAGUACUUGGUCUGGAGCAGUUCUCAAAUGCCUCUGUGUCGAUGUUGUUGGGCGAGGACAGCCCAGCCAUCGCCGCCGGACGCACAUUCGGAGUACAAGCGCUGUCAGGCACCGGAGGGCUGCGUAUCGGCGCCGAGCUGUUGAACAAGCACCUCAAAUACACCACUUUCUACUACUCCAAUCCCACGUGGGAGAACCACCACUUGGUGUUCGUGAACUCCGGUUUCACCCAACCGCGUACCUACCGCUACUGGAAUCCGAAGACGCGCGCGAUCGACUUCGACGGCUUCAUUGAAGACCUGAAGAACGCGCCGGAGAACUCUGUCAUUAUCCUGCACGCAUGCGCGCACAACCCCACUGGCAUCGACCCCUCCCAGGAGCAAUGGGAGAAGAUCGCCGACGUCAUGGAGGAGCGCAAGUUGUUCCCGUUCUUCGACAGCGCGUACCAGGGCUUCGCGUCGGGAGACCUGGACCGCGACGCGUGGGCCGUGCGCUACUUCGUGAAGCGCGGCUUCGAGCUCGUCUGCGCGCAGUCUUACGCCAAGAACUUUGGACUUUACAACGAGCGCGUGGGUAACUUGGCGGUGGUGAUGUCGGACGCGCGGCACGCGGCGGCGGUGCGCUCGCAGCUGACGUGGAUCGUGCGCGGCAUGUACUCCAACCCGCCCGCGCACGGCGCGCGCCUCGUCGCCGCCGUGCUCGCCGACAAACAGCUCUUCGACGAGUGGAGGGACCACAUCAAGCUCAUGUCCUCCCGAGUGAUGGGGAUGAGGGAAGCUCUAAGAUCGGAGCUUGUCAAACUGGGCACGCCCGGCAACUGGGACCACAUAGUGAAACAGAUCGGUCUGUUCUCGUACACGGGCCUCACGCCGCGCCAGACGGAGCACCUCAUCAAGGAGUACCACAUCUACCUGCUCAAGUCGGGCCGCAUCAACAUCUGCGGCCUCAACCCCGGCAACGUGGAGUACGUCGCGCGCGCCAUACACGACGCCGUCACCAAGUUCCCCGAGGAAGAGUAAAUAUCUUAUUAUUAUUGUCUGCGUUGAUGGUGUAAUGUCGGGUGUCGAUGGGAUUCAGGAUGGGAAAUUACAAAAUAAUAAUUCGAUGAAAGGCUAAUUGACUUAAGCGAUAUUAUUUUUUCGAUUUAACUAUGUAUUUAAAAAAAAAAUAAAAAAAAAAAACAGAAAAAAGAGCUGAUUUUAAAUAUGUAUGAAACUUAAGUGUCGCAAAAAAAUGUCGCCAUAACCGUCGAAUUAUUAAUGUUUUUCAUGAAACUUUGUAAGAAUUUUGCAAGCUUGAUUGCGAUCUUGGUAAUAAUUUCACCGAUAACCUGUGACCUUUACCUUAAAACUGCAGACAUUUUAAAAAUGUAUGUUUUUCACCAAGUAAUUAUUUUAUUAAUUAUAUGUGAAGUAUGUUUGGAACUUUACCAUAGGCUCGAAGAAAUUCGUUUUAAGCGUUGUUUCGAUUCGAUUACAUCGUAUUAUAAUCGAUUAUCACGUGUAUUGGUUAUGAAUAUGUUUAUCGAUAUAAUAAUUUAAUCGUAUAUAGUAUCAACGAAAGAUCGUGUUCUUGCGUCGUAUCCCAAAUAUUGAGGGUCGGGUCUCCUUCUGCAUCACUUUUUCUCAAACGAGUUUUCUCUACCUGUUUUUGUUUCCGGUGGUGAGGAGAGCGCUGUGAACUGUAGAGUCAAAAGUAGUGUGGACCUGAACAGACCAAUGUAUUGGUUUGCGUCCCUGAGACCUGCGUAUUGUAUUAGAUAUAUCUUCAAAUAAACAAAUUUUAUGAGGCUGCAAAUCUUAUUUCCUAGUUUAGGAAAUAAAAUAAAUUUAUCGAUAUUUUUGAGGCUAUUAUAUUCAAUACACGACUUAGAUAUUAGGAUCUAUUAAAUAAUGGUAAUUAAUCGAAAUGUCGCUUCUAACGAACAUCUACUGCACAAAUAUACUGUUUUUAUAAAACUAGAUAUCUAUCGAAUCAUGAACACAGCUAUACUAAUUUAGUUAUAGGCACCAAUUCUAUAUUCUUUUAUGACAAAACAGAUUACUAAAACAACUUCUUAUAAAAAAUAAACAGUGAAAUGGUUAAGAGGUAGAUGUUAGAAUUGGUGCCGCUGUAUUUUAAUGCCUUUAUAGUUAAUUUAGAUUUACUGAUGCCUUUAUUUUUACACAUAGAUUUACGCUCAAGUUCUCGGCCACAUAAUUUCUUAAAAAAAUAUAGCAUAAAUAUACCCUUAUGAAAAAAUAAUUCAUAUUUCAAAAAUGUGUAGAUAAUAUGUUAAGUUUCUUAAAUAGUUUAUAUACAACAUAAAUAAUGGACAGUCAAGAUAUUUCUAUCUACCCACUUACUUAUUAAUAGUUAACGUGGCCGAGGUUUUCAUGUACUCAUAAAGAAUAUAGUGAGAACUAAAAAUCUAAAAAGCAAUAUUAGAUUUAAAAAGAAAUAUAUACGUUCUUUAUUUAAAAAUCACAAUUUUUGUGGCUGUGAAUAAACAUGAAAUUGUAUUAUAAAUAAUUUUGGAAUUAUGAUGUCUUGAAUUAAUUUGAAUAGUCAUGCACUGCCUUUUUGUUUCUUAAAUGACCAUUAUUGGAUCAUAUAUUUUCAUACUGACCAGUUACAUGUGGCUUAUUCAUAGCAGUAUUAAAGCUUUUAGCCGACAUAACAUUCAAUAGUUAUUUAGUUAUUUUAAGAUAUGUUGCAAAUACAUUAUCUCAUUUGUUAAA
Manduca sexta (tobacco hornworm) is the source of this 3091-nucleotide messenger RNA. It is a transcript of the gene Got1, whose product is annotated as aspartate aminotransferase, cytoplasmic. Gene Ontology annotation, molecular function: L-aspartate:2-oxoglutarate transaminase activity; pyridoxal phosphate binding. Gene Ontology annotation, cellular component: cytosol. The record is from RefSeq and is a predicted model, not a curated record. NCBI's taxonomy places the organism in Eukaryota, Metazoa, Arthropoda, Insecta, Lepidoptera, Sphingidae. Gene Ontology annotation, biological process: L-aspartate biosynthetic process. Bases 161 to 1390 code for a protein of 409 amino acids. The transcript is spliced from 9 exons.